AUGCGCAAGAACAUUGCCGCGUUCCUCUCGGCUUCUCCCCCACCUGUGGGCUAUUGUCAAACCCUGCCAUCCUCAAGGCCUCAUCCACCUGUUGUGGGCAAAGUGACUCAUCACAGCAUUGAGUUAUACUGGGAUCUGGAAAAGAAGGAGAAACGGCAAGGUCCUCAGGAACAGUGGCUUAGAUUCUCAAUCGAGGAAGAAGACCCCAAAACGCACACUUACGGUAUCAUUUAUACGGGAUAUGCAACGAAGCACGUCAUUGAAGGUCUGGAACCGAGGACACUCUACAGAUUCCGACUGAAGGUCACCAGCCCCUCUGGAGARUGCGAGUACAGCCCCGUCAUCUCGGUAUCCACGACCAGAGAACCCAUUAGCAGUGAGCACUUUCAUCGAGCUGUCAAUGUGAAUGAUGAAGAUUUGCUUGUUCAAAUACUUGAAGGAGGCCAUGUCAAGGUUGAUGUUCCCAAUAAGUUUGGCUUUACUGCUCUGAUGGUUGCUGCCCAGAAAGGAUAUACCAGGCUUGUGAAAAUCUUAGUUUCUAAUGGUACAGAUGUGAAUCUGAAGAAUGGCAGUGGCAAGGACAGUCUUAUGCUUGCGUGCUACGCGGGACACCUGGAUGUUGUGAAGUACCUCCGCAGACAUGGGGCUUCCUGGGAGGCUAGAGACCUGGGCGGCUGCACAGCUUUGCACUGGGCUGCAGAUGGAGGCCACUGCACUGUGAUCGACUGGAUGAUAAAGGACGGCUGUGAGGUGGAUGUUGUGGACACUGGUUCAGGGUGGACGCCGCUCAUGAGAGUCUCUGUGGUGUCGGGCAGCCARAAGGUGGCCUCGCUCCUCAUUGAGGCUGGGGCUGAUGUGAAUGUGAGAGACAAAGAUGGGAAGACGCCGCUCAUGGUGGCUGUAUUAAAUAAUCACGAGCAGUUGGUUGAGUUACUUCUUGACAAAGGGGCAGAUGCAAGUGUGAAAAAUGAGUUUGGCAAAGGGGUCCUAGAAAUGGCCAGAGUGUUUGACAGACAGAAUGUAGUCUCCUUAUUAGAAGAAAGGAAAAAAAAGCUGCCUCGGAAGUCCUGCGUCCACUGAUCAGAGCACCAGCUGCCUGAGAAAUUGAG
Molecule: messenger RNA, 1109 nt
Organism: Urocitellus parryii (Arctic ground squirrel)
Lineage: Eukaryota; Metazoa; Chordata; Mammalia; Rodentia; Sciuridae
Source: RefSeq, a predicted model, not a curated record